Messenger RNA from Rhinolophus ferrumequinum (greater horseshoe bat), 1256 nucleotides. RefSeq names its product cilia and flagella associated protein 119 (gene CFAP119). The transcript is spliced from 9 exons. Bases 218 to 1219 code for a protein of 333 amino acids. The record is from RefSeq and is a predicted model, not a curated record. Lineage: Eukaryota; Metazoa; Chordata; Mammalia; Chiroptera; Rhinolophidae.
GAGAGCAUCGCACUUGCUCUCCUUCCCCGAGCCCCUUAGCAACGGUCACGGUUGAGCCCGAAGGAGACGCCCCCCCACGCGGAUUGGCUGCUCCCGACCUCUCCGCAGCGUCGAUUGGCUGAAGCGCGGAAGGCGGGUCAGGCCUUGGAAGUUCUGCGGGAGAACCGGUGGACCCCGAAGAGGCAGGGCCGAGCCUGCGGCACGGAGCAGUGGCCAAAUGAUCCGCCGGAAGUCCAGCCUAUUCCAGGGGCUGAGAAUGCAGUCGGAGCUGCUACAGCCCUCCGAACCACGGCGGGAUCCCGAGAAUGAUCUCAGCUCAGUGGGGGAAUCGGCCACGCGUGUGGGAACAGGUGUGCGGACCGAGUCGGGGACCGCGGCCUCAGUGAGAGCGGAUGACGAUCCUGCAGCCAACUUGUUCCCGCCUCCGCUGCCCCGACCCCGGGUCUGCAUGUGGAAGUACCUGGACAUCCAUUCCAUGCACAGGCUGGAGAAGACGGACAACACCGAGGCUAUGAGAGAGGUGCUGGCCGAGCUGUUGGGGUUAGGCUGCCACGAGCGGGGCCUGCGGGACGCCAUCACCCUGGACCUCUUCUCCUACGCUCUCAUCUUCUGCCGCCAGCAAAGCUUCUCCCUGGAGCAGACGUCAGCGGCUUGUGCCCUGCUCCAGGAUCUCCACAAGGCCUGUGCUGCAACCCCCUUGGGCAACGUGGAGGAAUGCUACCGCUCUUUCACCAGUGUGCUUUUCUGCCACGGAGUCAGGCGCCCCCCUUUCAGUAUCGACCUCUUUAAGGAGGAGCAGCUGCUGGCCCUAGCUGACUAUGUGGUUAACACUUACUUCCGUCACUUCAAGCUCUAUAAAUACGUCUUCACACCCCAGGUGCGGCUGGAUCUGUCUUUGACGUACCUGGGGCUGCAGGCACCCCAGCUCUUGCCAGAGGAGACAGAGAAAGAAGGAGCCGAGGAGGCGGAGAAGCAGGCAGUCACCCAACAGGAGGAGGGACCAGAAACAGCUGUCACGCCAGAGCCAGAGCCAGAGCCAAGCCAGGUCUCCAUCCUCGGUGCCUACAUCAAACGCCAGCUGAACAAGGAGCUGGGGCAGCUCCAGCAGCUGGUAGAGGAGCGGCUCAAGGCCAGUGAGCAGAGGCUCAACAGCAAGCUGACCGCACUGGAGCAGCCCUUCCGGCCACCUCCAGGCAAAGGCAGGGGCAAGGCCAAGUGACUCCCAGUGCUUCCCCAAUAAAGGCUUGGCCACAGCG